CCCUAUAAAUACACGUUUCCGCUUCGAAAGCCUUUCGUUUUCUCUCUCCGGAGUCUGCGAGGGUGCGACUCUUUCGAAGCCCCUUCAUCCAAAACCCUAAUUAUUCCAUUGUUGUUUCUCAACUUUCAGAAAAUGGCCGACUCUCCUCGCAAAAGGGUCUCACAUUCUCCUUCCCCACGGAGAGCUCCAUCCAGGUCCAGAUCAAGGUCUAGGUCUUGGUCAAGACCAGUAUCUAGGUCAAGAUCUCGAUCCUGGUCAAGGCCGAGGCCUAGGUCCCGAUCUCGAAGCCGUGGCAGAUCAAGGUCCAGAAGUCAUGGCAGACCUGAAGCUGUAAAUCCUGGAAAUACACUAUAUGUGACUGGUCUUUCAACAAGGGUUACAGAAAGGGAACUCGAAGACCACUUCUCGAGAGAAGGAAAGGUUGCUUCAUGUUUUCUGGUGGUGGAGCCUCGUUCGCGUGUUUCCCGUGGUUUUGCCUUUGUUACAAUGGACAAUGUCGAUGAUGCUGAGCGGUGCAUCAAGUAUCUCAAUCAAUCAGUUCUAGAAGGCCGAUACAUAACUGUGGAGAGGUCUCGAAGGAAGCGAGCAAGGACUCCAACGCCUGGCCACUAUCUUGGGUUGAAAAGCACCAGAGACCACGGCUACCGUGGUGGUGGCGGUGGUGAUCGUGACAGGGAUCGUGGUGGUGGUGAUCGUGAUCGUGAUCGCAGUAGGUAUCGUGGUGGAGGCGGGGGUCGUGAUGACUAUGGAUAUCGUAGGUCCCCAAGACGCUCACCAUAUCGAGGGGGUCGUGAUUAUUCUCCCAGGCAUUCUUCUCCUUACGGCGGAAGAUCAAGGAGGGACCGGUCAAGGUCACCUUAUGGCAGCCCAGAAAGGAAAUAUGUUAGAGGUUGAAUGGCUCCAACGUUUAGGGAACUAUUGCAAUGUAAUGACAUGUGGAUUUGGAGUUUGUUACCCUUACCCGGUUAAAUACUCUUUAGUUUGUCGUAAUUUGUUUUCAUCGUUUGUUCACUUGUAUCAAGGUGGAAUAUCUCGUUUUGGGUUCUGUAAUACGUUUGAAUUGAUUUAUGUUAAGGAUGCUUCUCUCUUUCUCUCGUUGAAAUAGCAUGGAUUUUCUUUCU
Molecule: messenger RNA, 1121 nt
Organism: Humulus lupulus (European hop)
Lineage: Eukaryota; Viridiplantae; Streptophyta; Magnoliopsida; Rosales; Cannabaceae
Product: serine/arginine-rich splicing factor SR45a
Exons: 8
Coding region: 133-894 (253 amino acids)
Biological process (GO): positive regulation of mRNA splicing, via spliceosome
Cellular component (GO): spliceosomal complex
Molecular function (GO): RNA binding
Source: RefSeq, a predicted model, not a curated record